AUAUAUAUAUAUUUAAUUUAGUCUACAAUCAGUUUUGUAUUCCAAAGUGUGUUGGACUGUCAAAUUUUAAUUACUGGGAUAAUUAUAUACAGAAGAAAGACAGAUUGUUGAGCUAUAUAGAGUUACGUUGAUGACCUAAAAGUUUAAUGAUACGGUACCUACAAGAGUUGAAAAAAUGAGUUGGAAAUUGUAAGUGGCAACCAAUUGAGAUGCUGAUAAACAUAUUGUGAUUUAGAAUAACUAAAAUGUUGCAUUCUUUCUAUACUAAUAGAACGUGCAACAGUGCAACACUGCUAUAUUCUCUGAAAAAUGAUACAGAAAGAAAACAGAAUAAUUCAAUAAAAUAAGAAAAGAAAGGUUGUCCUCCUGUCUCCAAUUGUGAAACAAUGUUUAAGAUAGUAAACUCCAGUUAAACGGGCCAAUCUCUAUUAGUUGUAAUAAUUAGAUUGUUAGUUUGACAAGGCAUAAAUAAUUAGAAGGACAAAGAGGAGUCUUUGGUUUUAGAGUGGAAAUUAGGAGGGAAAGUCCAAGGGCUUAUUUGUUUACUGUUUUCAAAAAUAAUUUUUGUUUACAAAAAUUUGUUUGUCUCCUGAGCACAUUUGGAAGUGUUUGUUCCCUAAGACAUUUUUGUUUUCUUAAAGUUUGUCUCCUGAGCAGAGAAGUUUAAGGAAAAAAAAGGAUGAGAAGCUGAGAAAGCAGCUCCCACUUGUUAUGUAAACAAUUUUCAAAUUUUAAUAGAUUUUGGAUCAGAAAUUGAUUGUCGAGUAUUGUUGAAUUGUUUUAGAAAACAGUUUUUAAAACAAAAAAAAAAAGGAAAAAAAAUAGAUGAGAUAGAGAAUCAAACAAACCACAAGUCUCUUGAGUACAUAAGGAGUAGAGAAGAGAUUCAUUUAUAUUGUAAAUCUGUGAUCUCUUGAGUACAUAAGGAGUAGAGUAGAAACAGGUCAGAAUGCAUUCUUUUUGUAAUUAAGAUUGGCUGUUUUCCACCAUUCUGAAUAUGUAUCUAUCAGUAUAUUUCCAUUCUUGUGAAAAUUAACAAUUGAUUACAAUGAAUUUUUAAAACAAUGAAAAUGAAGGUUGGAAUUAUUAAACAGAAAUUCUAGAGUUUAGGUGGCUUAAUCAUAUUAGCUAAAAGGAAAUUAUAGAUAUGGACUGGUGUUUUCUGGUUCGCAAUUUUAGGGGCUUGCGAUCUCUGAUUUGCGUGUGGCUCUCUGCUCCUCUUUGUUCUUCGCUUGGUGUUUGGCUGUUUUUCUUGUUCACUCAUGGCUAUGCCUGUUACUAGUGGUGGAGGUGACCCCAAUCCACCACAUGGUGAUGCUGCGCUACCUGUGCAUCCUGCUCCGGUGAACACCAAUCUGAAUCACACUAUUACUGAGAAGCUUGAUUUAACAAAUUAUUUGUUUUGGAGGACGCAGGUGAAACCCGUAAUUCGUGGUUACAAUUUGCUUCAUUUUAUUCACGAGGUUCUGAUUCCGCAGAGGUUUGCCACUGUUGAAGAUGCAAAUGCUGGCAGAGUAACUGAAACAUUCGAACUUUGGGAUCAACAGGAUCAAUUAUUGCUUUCCUGGUUGCAUUCCACAAUUUCAGCACCUAUUCUUCAAAAAUUCGUCAAUUGCAAGACUUCCUGGCAUCUGUGGGACAGAAUCAAUAAUCACUUUCACACUCACAUGAAUGUAAAGUGUAAUCACCUCCGUACUCUUCAUCAACUUACUCUUGAUGGACACACUGUUUCUGAAUUUCUAUCAGCGAUCCAAGAUCUAGUGGAUUCACUUAAUGCUAUUGGCGAACCCAUUUCAGUGCAUGAACACAUUGCUGUCAUUGUUGAAGGCACGAAUUGAAAGGUAUCGAAAGAAGGCUGUUGCUUUGGUUAAUGUGGCCUUUUCCUGUGUUGUGUCAUCCUCUGCACAAUCUGAUACCAACACUUUUUUCGCAUCUGCUACUGCAAACUAUGUUCAGCAGAAUUCCUACUCUUCACAUACUGAUUGGAAUCAGAAUCAGAAUGCUGGUCGUGGUGGUUGUAUUAAUGGCAGAUCUGGUGGCAGAGGGGGUCAUGGAGGACGUGGCGGUCAUAGUUCUCUGCAGUGCUAUAUUUGUCAGAAGUUUGGACAUGUGGCUGCAGAUUGUUGGCACAAGCCCUCAACUACUGCCUCUCCUUAUUCCAUGAUGUUUCGUCAGUCCUUUGUUACUUCUGCUUUUGGGACUCAGCUGCAAUAUCCCGUUGCCAAUUUUGUCACUCCGCAGAACCUCAAAUGUCUGUUCAACCUCAACAGCUUGUCCAACCCCAAAUGGUUCUUAUGCAGCCAAUGCAACAACCUGUUAUGCAACAGGCAUUCAUGCAGCACCCUCUCAUGCAGCAACCUGUUAUGCAACAACCAGCCAUGCAGCAAGUGGUUCCCACACAGAUGGCUAUGGUCUCCCCUCACCAAAUGACAAGUUACACUCCCAAAUAGAAUCAUGCUCUCAAGCUAUGACUAUUGGUUCAACUUUUGACCAAUCCAACAUUUGGUAUUCUGACUUAUGUGCCUCUCAUCAUGUCAAUGCCAAUGUUGAGAACAUUAAGCAGUGUUCUUCAUUUGAGGGUCUUGAUCAAGUGAUUGUAGUCAAUGGUCAAGGUCUGCUCAUCAAAUCUAUUGGUUCUUCCUCCUUUAUUUCUCCUUAUAAUCAUUCUGCUGAUCUAGUUCUAAAUAGAAUAUUGCAUGUUCCAACCGUUUCUAAAAACCUUUUGAGUGUUACAAAGGAUAAUUCAAUUUACUUUGAAUUUCAUCCUAAUGUGUGCUUUGUUAAAUCUCAGGUAUCCAAUGAGGUUCUUCUCAAAGGACAUCUUGGAUCCAAUGGCUUGUACACAUUUCCCAAGCUGUUGUCAAAUUCCACUUCUUCAAGCUCAAUUGCCAAGUCUACUUCUAAGACUGAUUUGUUGCCUUCCAUUGUAAAAUCCCACUUUCCUGUUAAUUCAGCCUCUAUAAAUACUGUUUGAGCCAACACUUGGCACUCUAGAUUGGAGCACCCAAGUGUUGCUACACAAAAACUUGUAAUGCGUUUGUGUAAUAUUCCUUCACCCUUGCAGCAGCUCCGUCAGUUUCUCCCCUUGAUCUUUGGCCAAUUUCUCCAAUGCUUCCACUUAGUUUUCCAUCACGAACACAAAUCCAACAGGUCAGAACAAUUGUUAGAAACCAAAAAUUGAAAUGAGAAAGAAAAGAAAGGAGUUUAUGACUAGUAAGAAAAGAACAGAAAAUAGGACAGAAAACUCUCCUCCAAGGGUUUCCCCUUCACAAAAGAUUUCUUCUUUCACUAAGAGCUAAUGCUCAAUCUACAAAUGAUAAGAUCUCUCUCUCUCCUAUUCUUUUCCCCCUAUUUAUAUCUAGUAAAUCCCUCUAUCUAACUAACUAACCCCUUAACUAACUAAUCAAUAUUCUAACUGUAACUUAUUAAUACUCUAACUAUGUUAACGAACUUUCCCUUCUCCUUAUAUCUUGAUAGUAGGGGUAGUAGGCCACAAGAACAAGGAUUGAAAUGAGAACAGGGAGGGACAUGUGCUAGCUGAUGAUGGAGAGAGAGGAAGGAUAGGGAAGAAUAACAGAAAUGCAGAAUGCCACCUGUCUAGAAAGGAGUGGAGCAGGAGGGUGUGUGAAUCACGAGGGAAUCAUGCAAAUCGUGCAAUAGAGGAGAAAGUGGGAAAAUAAAUGUCUAGAAAGGAGUGGAGCAGGAGGGUGUGUGAAUCAUGAGGGAAUCAUGCAAAUCGUGCAAUAGAGGAGAAAGUGGGAAAAUAAAGGGCUAGAGGGGAUUGGAAGAGGUAUCAGUUAUCAUUUCAGGGAAUUUUGGGGGUGCUAAGUAUAGGAGUUAUUCCUAUCUCAUAAAAAAGGAGUCACUCUUAUUUUUUCUUUUUAAUUCGAUCAUCUUGUAAGGAGCUAGUGUCCAUCCAUUAAAUUGUUUUUCUGUUACUUUACUCCAUAGGUAAUCCUUUUACUGAGGGCACUUCCUGAGGGUUCCAAAACCAUUUUGUGGAGAAUCAAUCAAAUAUUUUACAUUCAUUGUAUUAAUUAUAGUUUAUAGGCACAUGAUCUCCAUUUAGAGGAAAUUGAAUAUCCUCUUCAUUUUUGUGUAAUGCAAUAAGCCUAUAUAUAAUCAUUUGUGCCUCUGGUGUAUUUCAGACACACGGUUUCAACCUACUAUACUAUCCUUCUGAUUUAUGUAAUUUAACAUGGUAUCUAGUGACGUAGCUCCAUGUGGAGCUUGUAGGCCUUGAAUCUUCUUCAUCAAUGAAGUCCUUUACUUCUUGAAGAUCAUGACAACAAAAUGGAGAAGGAAGGAAGAUGAUUAGAGAAGUCACUUCAAGGAGAUGAGUAAAAAAAAAACUCACUGUUAUAGGAAGCUAUGGAUAAGAGUUUGAAGGUAGGAAAAGAUGAGUGGAGGGAGAGGGAGAGAAGGGACACAAAAUUUUGUGUCUCAAAUGAGGUCUAAACUUGAAAGUGUAAUUCUCAAAUGAUCAAAGUUU
Messenger RNA from Glycine soja, 4492 nucleotides. RefSeq lists its product as uncharacterized. The record is from RefSeq and is a predicted model, not a curated record. The transcript is spliced from 2 exons. NCBI's taxonomy places the organism in Eukaryota, Viridiplantae, Streptophyta, Magnoliopsida, Fabales, Fabaceae. The coding region runs from base 1263 to 1838 and encodes 191 amino acids.